Molecule: messenger RNA, 2596 nt
Organism: Seriola dumerili (greater amberjack)
Lineage: Eukaryota; Metazoa; Chordata; Actinopteri; Carangiformes; Carangidae
Gene: bmal2
Product: aryl hydrocarbon receptor nuclear translocator-like protein 1
Exons: 17
Coding region: 203-2122 (639 amino acids)
Biological process (GO): regulation of transcription by RNA polymerase II
Cellular component (GO): nucleus; transcription regulator complex; aryl hydrocarbon receptor complex
Molecular function (GO): protein dimerization activity; DNA-binding transcription factor activity, RNA polymerase II-specific; RNA polymerase II cis-regulatory region sequence-specific DNA binding
Source: RefSeq, a predicted model, not a curated record
CUCUGUGUGCACACUGCUGUCGUUGAGCUUCUUUCUGCGCCGUCUCCCUCUGGUUUUCUUCAUCUGAGAAGAAACGAUACAACAUAUUGCUUGCGGCUGUCUCACAUCCUCUCCUGUUAACACAGCAAUAUCUCGGAGUAGUUGACUGCCUCAUCCAUGCAUUGGAGUCCUGGGCCCCAGCGCACCGGCCCCGGCUCCAGCCAUGUCGGCCAGGAAUGCAUCGGCUGGUGGCGGUGACAGAGCGGGAGGAGGCGAACCGGCAGAGGAUGUGCUGGUUGAUGAAAACCAAAGCAGCUCUCUCUCUCUGUCCAGCCUGAUGACCCCAUCCUCAGCUGCUGGCAUGUCCUUAAGUAUGGAGAUGCCCCGGAAGCGCAAGGGCAGCAUAGACAACCAGGAUACAAAAUCUGCUUCCAUCCCUGAUGCAGAUAUGGAAGACGACCAAAACAGGUCAGAUGGAGAGGACCAACAUGUCAAAAUUAAAUGCAUCAGGGAGCCACACAGCCAAAUUGAGAAGAGGAGACGGGACAAAAUGAACAACCUCAUAGACAAACUAUCAGCAAUGAUUCCGACUUGUAACCCCAUGUCUCGUAAGCUGGACAAGCUCACUGUGCUCAGAAUGGCUGUGCAGCACCUCAAAUCUCUCAAAGGUUCAGCAAGUUCAUUUUCUGAAGCUAAUUAUAAGCCGUCAUUCCUUCCUAAUGAGGAGCUGAAACACCUUGUCCUCAAGGCUGCAGAUGGGUUCCUGUUUGUAGUGGGCUGUGAUCGUGGGAAAAUAGUUUUUGUCUCAGAGUCCGUCACGAAGAUAUUAAAUUAUAGUCGGACGGAGCUGAUCGGACAGAGCCUGUUUGAUUACAUACACCCCAAGGACAUGGGAAAAGUGAAGGAGCAGCUGUCAGCUUCUGAAUUAUACCCUCGUGAACGACUAAUAGAUGCUAAAACCGGUCUGCAGGUCCAGGCUGACCUCCCAGUCGGUGCAGCUCGGCUGUGUUCAGGUGCACGGCGCUCUUUCUUCUGCCGCAUGAAGUACAACAAAGUUUCUGUCAAAGUGGAGGAGAAGGAGUUCCAGGCCAGCACCUCCAAAAAGAAAGAGUCGCAGAAGUACUGCACAGUCCACUGUACAGGCUACAUGCGCAGCUGGCCAACCAGUCAGUUGGGAGCAGACGGGGAGGGCGAGGCGGACAAGCAGGACAGCUCCCACUUCAGCUGCCUGGUGGCGGUGGGACGCGUCCACUCCCACUCAUCUCCCCAGGUUAACGGAGAAGUCCGAGUUAAACCAACAGAGUUCAUCACACGCUAUGCCAUGGAUGGCAAAUUCACCUUUGUCGAUCAAAGAGCGACAACCAUUCUUGGUUAUCUUCCCCAAGAGUUGCUUGGGACAUCAUGCUAUGAGUACUUCCAUCAAGACGACUUACCGCAUUUAGCAGAUAGACAUCGAAAAGUGCUGCGGAGUAAAGAGAAAAUUGAGACAAACUGUUAUAAGUUCAAAACAAAAUAUGGCUCUUUCGUCACUCUGCAAAGUCAGUGGUUUAGUUUUGUAAAUCCCUGGACCAAAGAAGUAGAAUACAUAGUGUCAACUAAUACAGUCAUAUCACAUGAUAACAGUCGAACCAGGUCGGGAAACAAGUCUGAACAGCUGAGCAAUUCCAAGACUUCUGAAGAAGAUGGCAAGAAGUCCCUUCCGAUUAUACCAGGCAUCUCCAACACACCUGGAACUAUGAUUUAUGCUGGAAGCAUAGGGACCCAGAUUGCCAAUGAGCUCCUGGAUUUCAACAGGAUGAACUCAUCACCUUCCAGUGGUAACGUCAGCCCGUUCAGUUUGCCACAGGAUAAGUCUCCACAAACUCACAAUCAAAUGAGCAACAAUGUGCCAAAUGGAGAGGCAACAGACAUGGAGAUGCCAGGAAAGUCCAGCUCAGAGGAUGAGCCCCAGGGAGCUACAUUCUCAGGAGGAGAAACACUCAUGGGGGAGAAUUCCCAGCUGGAUUUGGACAGUGUGGUUGGACCAGGCCUUAGUAGUCUCAGCAACGAUGAAGCAGCCAUGGCAGUGAUCAUGAGCCUCCUGGAGACGGACACAAAUUUGGGGGAAGCUGUGGACUUUGAAGAGAUGCACUGGUCUUUAUAGAAUCUGGUCUUACAGUGUGACGCUGUGGCACAGUUGUUGGACCAUCAGUUUUUUGGUGACAAGAACUUGAAUGCUUACUCCAAGAGCAUUCUGUUUUUUAAAGACUUUUUUUUAUUUAUUAGUUACCUUUUUCCACAUAAGCUGUGUAGUCUUCGGGUGGCUGCUCUAACAGGAGUGGGAUCGAUGACAAUAAGGGACAACUGCUUUCCCUCUUCAAAAGGAGGAUUUGCCUCUAAAGCCUUACAGCGGUCUGCCUGCCCUGAAACGCUGUUCCUCACUGCUUUCUUCACAUCUACUGUCAUCCUCUGUUUAACUGAAGAGGCUCUUACAAGGUUGAAGAACCCAUGAACACAAAUGACAGUGAAAGGGCUUGCGUCAUGGCGGCUCGGGUUUCCUGCUUGUAUUUCUCUCCUCACUGACAUUUGAACAAAGGUUCGGAGUGACGAAGCAAAAAAAAAAGAAAAAAAAAAAAAA